AAAGAAGUCGCCUGCCUCUCUCUCUUCCUCCCCUUCCCAUUCCACAAGUCACUCUAGGUCACAUUCUCAUUUCCCGCCCGUCGCGGAUGACCUUUGAGAGAAAUGGAUGAGCUGUUCGACGUCUUCGAGGACCAGCCCCAGGCGGGCAAGCCGUCCACCGCGGCGCCCAAGCGACAGAAGAAGGACAAGAGCAAGAAGCGCCAAGUCAAUGGUGAUGUGAAGGCGGAGGACAACAAGUCGGCGGAGACCACAGAGAAUACCCCCAUGGACGAUGCCCCCGCCCCCGCCCCCGAACCCGCCGACGAAGAACUUCCCGAUGCCCCGGCUCCCGACACGCCCGAUGCGAAACGGCCGCGACUCGACAAAGAGCCCGAGCCGGUGGUAGCAGAUCUGUUUGAGACGGCGCAGGAGCGUGAGAUUGCGGGUUCGGCGGGCUUGCAGGCAUCCAAGGAACCGACCUCCGUCGUGCUGCAGCACCAGGUUCGACAUCAGGUUGCGAUUCCGCCCAACUAUCCCUAUGUGCCCAUCUCCGAACACAAGGCGCCCGAGAACCCGGCGAGGGUGUGGCCGUUCACCCUGGAUCCGUUCCAGCAGGUCUCCGUCGCAUCGAUCCAGCGCGAGGAGAGUGUGCUCGUGUCCGCCCAUACCAGUGCCGGAAAGACGGUGGUCGCCGAAUACGCAAUCGCACAGAGCUUGAGAAAUAACCAGAGAGUCAUCUAUACGAGUCCGAUCAAGGCAUUGAGUAACCAGAAAUACCGGGAGUUUGCCGCGGAGUUUGGGGAUGUUGGGUUGAUGACGGGAGAUGUUACGAUCAAUCCCACGGCUACGUGUUUGGUCAUGACCACGGAGAUUCUUCGGUCCAUGUUGUACCGCGGCUCGGAGAUCAUGCGCGAAGUUGCCUGGGUUGUUUUUGACGAAAUCCAUUACAUGCGCGAUGCGACGCGUGGUGUCGUCUGGGAGGAAACCAUUAUCCUCCUGCCCGAUAAGGUCCGAUACGUGUUUCUGUCUGCCACUAUCCCCAACGCCAUGCAGUUCGCGGAAUGGGUCACCAAAAUGCACAACCAACCCUGCCACGUCGUAUACACGGAUUUCCGACCGACGCCCCUGCAGCAUUAUUUUUUCCCCGCCGGCUCCGAGGGCAUGCAUCUUAUCGUUGACGAAAAAGGACAAUUCCGAGAGGAGAACUUCCAAAAGGCCAUGAGCACCAUUGCCGACAAGCAGGGUGAUGACCCGGCCGAUGCGAUGGCAAAGCGGAAAGGAAAGGGCAAAGACAAGAAGAUCAACAAGGGUGGCAAUCGGGGUCCGACGGACGUUUACAAGAUCGUCAAGAUGAUCAUGAUCAAAAACUACAACCCCGUCAUCGUCUUCAGUUUCAGCAAGCGCGAGUGCGAGAAGUGCGCCCUGGACAUGAAAAGCCUGGCUUUCAACGACGACUCCGAAAAGGAAAUGGUGUCCAAGGUGUUCGACAGUGCUAUUGAAAUGCUGUCUGAAGAAGAUCGCAACCUGCCCCAGAUCCAGAACCUUCUUCCCCUUCUCCGUAGGGGCAUCGGUGUUCACCACUCCGGUCUCCUCCCCAUUCUCAAGGAAACCAUCGAGAUUCUCUUCCAGGAAGGACUCAUCAAGGUUCUCUUUGCCACGGAGACAUUCUCCAUCGGUCUUAACAUGCCUGCCAAGACGGUCGUCUUCACCAGUGUGCGCAAGUUCGACGGGUUCAGUCAGCGCUGGGUGACCCCCUCGGAGUUCGUGCAGAUGUCGGGUCGUGCGGGGCGAAGAGGCCUGGAUGACCGAGGUAUCGUCAUCAUGAUGGUCGGCGAGGAGAUGGACCCGGCCGUGGCGAAGGAAAUCGUUCGGGGUGAACAGGAUCGGUUGAACUCGGCUUUCCACCUUGGGUACAACAUGAUUCUAAACCUCAUGCGUGUCGAGGGCAUCUCGCCCGAGUUCAUGCUGGAACGGUGUUUCUACCAGUUCCAAAACACCGCCGGUGUUGCAGCUCUGGAAAAAGAGCUGAAGCAAUUGGAGGACACGAGAGCCAACACGGAAAUCUCCGACGAGGGCACCAUCCGUGAAUAUUACGAUCUACGGAAACAGCUCGCGCAGUUCACCGACGACAUGCAAGCGGUCACCAGUCAUCCCAGCAACAGUCUCCCGUUCAUGGUCCCGGGACGAUUGGUGCACGUGCGGCACAUGAAACAGGAUUUCGGGUGGGGUGUGCUCGUGAAUUACAAAAAGCGCAAGGCACCCAAGGGCCCGAACAAGGAGGAGCUGGAAGAACACCAGAGUUACAUCCUGGACGUCUUACUAGUCAUUUCGGACGGAUCCGCGGCCCCGACCCAGACCUUUGAGGACCUCCCCAAGGGAGUGCUCCCUCCCCAGGAGGGACAGGAGACUCGGAUCGAAGUCGUCCCCAUGACGCUCGCCUGCGUGCAGUCCAUCGCGCAGAUCCGACUCCACCUCCCCAAGGACUUGAACAACAAGGACGCGCGCAACGGGGUGAAGAAGGCCCUGGCCGAGGCGAAGCGGCGAUUCCCUGAUGGGCUUGCCGUGUUGGACCCGAUCGAGGACAUGGGAAUUAAAGACGACAGCUUCAAGAAGCUACUCCGGAAAAUCGAGGUUCUCGAGUCCCGGCUCCUCGCGAACCCCCUGCAUAAUUCGCCCCGGUUACCGGAGCUCUACGACCAAUACGCGGGGAAAAUGGAGUUGGGGACCCGAAUCAAGGACACCAAGAAGAAGAUCUCCGAAGCCAUGUCGAUCAUGCAACUGGACGAGCUCAAAUGCCGCAAGCGGGUGCUCCGUCGAUUCGGCUUCAUCAACGAAGCCGAAGUGGUGCAGUUGAAGGCGCGCGUGGCGUGCGAGAUCAGCACGGGCGACGAACUGAUGCUCAGCGAACUGCUCUUCAACGGUUUCUUCAACCCCCUGACCCCCGAGCAGAUCGCCUCCGUCUUGAGCGUGUUUGUCUUCGAGGAGAAGACCAAGGAGACGCCCGCUCUGACCCGGGACGAGUUGGCCAAGCCCCUCAAGGAGAUCCAGGCCCAGGCCCGCAUUGUGGCCAAGGUUGCCCAGGAAUCCAAGCUGGCUGUCAACGAGGACGAGUACGUGCAGAGUUUCCACUGGGAGCUUAUGGAGGUGAUUUACGAGUGGGCGAAUGGGAAGUCGUUUGCCGAUAUCUGCCGCAUGACGGACGUAUACGAAGGCAGUCUGAUUCGUGUGUUCCGGAGACUGGAGGAGUGUAUGCGACAGAUGGCGCAGGCAUCCAAGGUGAUGGGCAGUGAGGAGCUGGAGGGUAAGUUCGAGACGGCGUUGACCAAGGUACGACGAGAUAUCGUCGCCGCCCAGUCGCUGUACCUGUAAGCUGGGGGGAUCUAUCUCUUCGUAUGAUUAUCUGUCCUGCCUUACUUUAGACCUACUUCGACUGUUGAGAAGUACUUGCACUCUGAUUCGCCGGAUGACGCCGUUGUCUUGGGUGGGCGCAUUUUCCCUGGCGUCGGGCGACCACGGGCUUCCUUUUUCAUUUCUUCUGUUUCGUUUUUAACUUUUCCCCAUGUAAUUAUUAUCUAGAAUUUGAGUCGGACAUGAUGAUGGAAGAGAAAUCGACUCCGGCGU
Messenger RNA from Aspergillus campestris IBT 28561, 3600 nucleotides. RefSeq names its product ATP-dependent RNA helicase MTR4. NCBI's taxonomy places the organism in Eukaryota, Fungi, Ascomycota, Eurotiomycetes, Eurotiales, Aspergillaceae. Gene Ontology annotation, biological process: RNA catabolic process; maturation of 5.8S rRNA. The record is from RefSeq and is a predicted model, not a curated record. Gene Ontology annotation, cellular component: nucleus. Bases 103 to 3348 code for a protein of 1081 amino acids. Gene Ontology annotation, molecular function: RNA binding; ATP binding; RNA helicase activity. The transcript is spliced from 6 exons.